GUAACUAAUCGUCCAUCUGUCAACUUUUUAGAUUUAACUGAACUAUUUUACCUAGCUGAUUUUGAAAUAUGAUUAUUAUUUAAGUCUUAAUUGGUGUAUUAAAGAUAACUAUUAAUAGUUUCAUUCAUUUUGUUCAAUUUUAGUUUUUAACAAAUUUGUAAUAAUUAGUUAGUAAUAACCAUUAGUCGAAUAUGAUCUCAUUUUAAUUUAUAUUUCAAUAUUCUUAAAACAUUUAUACGAAUAUUUUCAACUAUUAAUCUUUUAAGAAAUAUUAUUAUCGUGUACAAAUAUCUUUAUAUAUGAUGGAUGAUAGCGGUAUUGAAAGUGAUACAACAAAACGGAAUGUUAUAACUUCAGAGGAAAACCAUAUGAAUAGCGAUGAAGAUAGUAAUGCUAGUGAUUAUUCAAUUAAGAAGACUAAAUCAUCAUUAUUCCAAAAAAAAAUUGACCAAUAUGCUAAAUCUGGAUUGAUGGAGUAUAAUCAAUUGGCAGUACCUUUAAGUAAAUCAUCUAAGUCUGAGAAAUUACCUGUAUUAGUAGAUUGGGACUCAUCAGAUAGUGAGGUAGAAAUUCGUUUUUUUCCUGGCCCAAAAGCUAGACAAACACUCAGUGAUACAUUUAGCAUUCAAGAGUUUCAUGGAUCUAUUGAAUCAGAAGAUUUAAAUUUGAUACCACCUCAAGAAACAAUAAAGAAUGAUGAUCAAUGUUGUACUUUGUUUGUAAACCAGUGUUUGAUUCUUUAAUGUGUUAUAUUAUAACUAGAUAAAGUUAUUAGCUAAUUUUUUUUCAGUAUUAUAUGAAAUCUUAAAUUGUUAGUUCCAAAGCCCUAUACAAUUUUUAUGAUGACUUAAGAGACUAUUUAUGCUAUAGUUAAUUUCUUAUUUACGUAUUUUUAAACUACAUAUUACCAAUAAAAAAAUAAUUGUUACAUCUUUUAUUAAUGUUGGUAUUCUAUUUAAUUGAUCAACACAUAGAAAUGGCAAUAUUGUAAAUUUCUA
Daktulosphaira vitifoliae (grape phylloxera) is the source of this 998-nucleotide messenger RNA. RefSeq lists its product as uncharacterized. The record is from RefSeq and is a predicted model, not a curated record. The coding region runs from base 300 to 743 and encodes 147 amino acids. The transcript has 5 exons. Lineage: Eukaryota; Metazoa; Arthropoda; Insecta; Hemiptera; Phylloxeridae.